ACCAUCUACCACCACGCCCCGGCAACCAGAAGCUUCUCGAAUCCGCCAUGCGUCCGGCCUUCCUCGCCGCCCUCCUCCUCCUCGUCGCCGCCGCGGCCUCCCCGGCCGCCGCACUCUACUCCGCCGGCUCCCCGGUCCUCCAGCUCAGCCCCAGCAACUUCAAGAAGGUGCUGAAUGCGAACGGGGUGGUGCUGGUGGAGUUCUACGCGCCCUGGUGCGGGCACUGCAAGCAGCUGACGCCCACUUGGGAGAAGGCCGCCGGCGUCCUCAAGGGCGUCGCCACAAUCGCCGCGCUCGACGCCGACGCGCAUAAGGAGCUCGCGCAGCAAUAUGGGAUCCAAGGAUUUCCAACCAUAAAAGUAUUUCUCCCUGGUAAGCCACCAGUGGAUUAUGCAGGAGGCAGAGACGUAAAGUCAAUUGCAAAUUUUGCUCUGUCACAGGUAAAGGCUCUUCUCAGAGAUAGAUUGGAUGGUAAGGCUUCAAGUGGCAAAACCUCUGGCAGUUCAAGUGAGAAGAAAACUGAAAAAAGUGAAUCAGUAGAAUUGAAUUCGAGUAACUUUGAUGAACUUGUCAUCAAAAGUAAAGAUCUUUGGAUUGUGGAGUUCUUUGCACCGUGGUGUGGACACUGCAAGAAAUUGGCUCCUGAAUGGAAAAGGGCUGCGAAGAACUUAAAGGGCCAAGUGAAACUAGGCCAUGUUGAUUGUGACUCUGAUAAGUCCCUGAUGAGCAAGUACAAGGUUGAAGGCUUUCCAACUAUUUUGGUAUUUGGUGCUGACAAGGAGAGCCCGCUCCCCUACCAGGGAGCUAGAGUUGCAUCUGCCAUUGAGUCUUUCGCUUUGGAGCAGUUGGAAGCCAACUCUGCACCACCUGAAGUUCAUGAGUUGACUAGCUCGGAUGUAAUGGAAGAGAAGUGUGCUUCUGCUGCCAUUUGCUUUGUAUCUUUCCUUCCAGACAUCUUGGACUCAAAGGCAGAAGGGAGAAACAAAUACCUUGAACUGCUACUAUCUGUUGCCGAGAAAUUUAAGAAGAGUCCAUACAGUUUUGUCUGGGCAGGCGCUGGCAAGCAAGCUGAUCUGGAGAAGCAAGUUGGAGUUGGUGGUUACGGCUAUCCAGCCAUGGUUGCUCUGACCGUGAAGAAAGGCGCAUACGCUCCUCUCCGUAGUGCCUUCCAGCUCGCGGAAAUCACCGAGUUCGUGAAGGAGGCAGGGAAAGGCGGAAGGGGCAUCCUCCCCGUCGACGGUGCCCUCACGGUUGUCCAGUCGGAACCAUGGGACGGCAAGGACGGAGAGAUCAUCGAAGAGGACGAGUUCUCGCUUGAGGACCUCAUGGGCGACGACUCUACGCCGAAGGACGAGUUGUGAUCCCCCCUGAUGGUUGUGAAACGAUCUUAGCGUCGAGUAGCCAGACUGUAAAUCUGAGGAACACUAAUGCUUCACUUGCUCUGAAUUACUGCUGUACGAUUUGGACGGGACACCUUUUGUGAUAGUAGAAAACUUCGACGUGCAAGCAAGACGUGGUGUUUUUGUCCCUGAAAUAAAAUCGAUUCUGGGUUGAAUGCCUGUUCA
This is a messenger RNA of Lolium rigidum, 1565 nucleotides long. RefSeq names its product protein disulfide isomerase-like 2-3. Gene Ontology annotation, biological process: response to endoplasmic reticulum stress. Gene Ontology annotation, molecular function: protein-disulfide reductase activity; protein disulfide isomerase activity. The transcript has 9 exons. The record is from RefSeq and is a predicted model, not a curated record. Gene Ontology annotation, cellular component: endoplasmic reticulum lumen. Lineage: Eukaryota; Viridiplantae; Streptophyta; Magnoliopsida; Poales; Poaceae. Bases 48 to 1361 code for a protein of 437 amino acids.